AUGCAGCAGAUUGAUCAGAUUUUGGAGACGUUUUCCACUCUGAAUGGAUUGCUGCUGAGUGUCUGUAUUCCAACGGUCGUGUUGUUCUCGCCAUCGGACUCCGCCGUAGCGAGGGCCCGGAAUUGGAACGGCAGCUAUGAUCGAUACCGGUUCUAUAGCCUGUCUGCUAUGUUUUGCAUCACCACUGCGUCGGUGAGCACGAGUCUGAUGUACUUGUUCACUCGGGCAACGGACUUCGAGGGCGCAGCUGGCGUGAGCCGAGCUUACAUAUCUUGGUGGCGGUACACUCGCUGGAGCUUCUUGUUUCUGAUCCUGGGAACCCUCGUAGGCAGCGCAUGUCUUAGUCUGGCUAUCCAGUAUGCAUUCGUCCUUCAACAUGCCAACGGUCAAGCAGAAGCAGACCUGUUAAGUCGUUUCAUGGGCAAUUGGAGCUUCUACGGUUUGCUGGGCAUGGGCUGUGUUUUCCCUCUGGCUGUAGUCUCCCUGGCAACUUUGACGAAGCAGACGGCUAUACAUGCAGUGGGACGCAUUACCUCAACGAGCCAUCGCCAGUUUCGACCUGCCCCCAAGAGUUGGAAGACACGCCUUCUGCACAACUGCCCCGUCAUGAACAUUUUUUAUGACGUGCUGUUCGUUCAAGUGCCGUCUUCAGGCAAAAUCAACAGUGUCAUGGCCAUGUUGAUCACGCUCAACAGCCUGCUGUUGGCAGUCGUCAUUCCCAUGUUGCAACUCUUCGACGAUGAGAAAGCAGCCAACGCCCGGCUGCUCAAUUGGGACGGUGAGUAUGACGAGUUCAAGAGGCAGGUGACCCGUGGCUACGUGUGCAUCGCCUCAGCCAUGUUUCACGUCGUGUGUAUGCACCUUGCAGCUGUCUCAGGGACCUUCGAGUCUAACACUGCUGGCGUGGGCUCCGCGGUGGCUGCGUGGUGGAAGGUUGCGCGCUGGAAUCUUGUUGUUACCGGCUCUUGCACCUGCGCGGGCAGUAUGUUCUUGUACCGAGCCGCCCACUUAGCAUUCAAGUUGCAGCACAUGACGACAGCCCAAGAAGGACAAGAGAUUGGCAGGUAUCAGGACAAUAGCCUCUUUGUGGUUGUCCUUGGUUUGGGCGUUGCCUUUCCUUUGCUUGUGCUAUCCUUGGCGCACAGCCGGCGUCAUCGGGCUAUGAACCACAAUGCGCCUGCAAAGGAAGAGAGGCAGGUGCUCCAUCGUGCCCACUACCUUCCAGUGCUCAACAUCUUCUAUGACUUCUUCGCCAGUCUUCCAGAGACCGGACAGCUCUUGCAGGUCCUCGAGGUCAAUGGGACGAUGAUAGCUUUGAUGUUAGGCAUGGGUUCAGAGGUCUUGCACUUGCUACAUUUCGAGGAGGCGGAAGUAUCCCGGAACCGGGACUGGGACGGUGGCUACGUCGAGUUUAGUGAGAUGAGCCAUGACGGUUUUUCCCUUCUGUUUGCCUCCCUGGUGAUGUUCGUGCUGACCUACCUCUACGCUGCGAUGGCCGACUUCACAGACUCCAGAGGAGACCGGAACCAGAGCGCCUUUCGAGUCUGGUGGUCGUGGAGCCGAUUCUGUGUCUUUGCGGUCAUGCUCUACGAGCACUACGGUAUCUUCCGCCUGUAUCAGGCGCAGCCUCGCUUGUACUACCUGCAGCACGAGACCUCCGACGAAGCGGCCUGGAAGCUCUGGAAGUUGCAGGAGGCCUUGUGCUACGUGGCCAUAGGUUUUGGCGAAUGCUUCCCGGUCGUUGUGCUGAGCUUGGCAUUGUUCCGCAAGCAGCAGGUGUUGCAGCGUAGCGACAGCCUGAGCAACGCGAGCUCGCAGGAGACAGCGCGCUGGAUGUGGGCAUACUCCAUUCCGGUCUUCAACUUGGUGUAUGAUGUCUUGUUGGACCAUACGCCGGAGUGGGACCAGAUUGUGGCGAUGAUGAAGACCUUCCUUUUCCUGGCUGGCUUGCUGAUGCAGAUGGCGCUCAAAGUCUUGCUGCUGUUCCCAUACGAUGAGGCCGCCAUCGUGCAGCAGAGGAGCUGGCUUGGAACUUAUGAAAGCUAUGAGUUCUGGAGCCAUUCGGCCUGGCUCCUGGGCACAUGCGGCCUCGCCACCUUCUUCUACGUGGCGCAGUUUGCGGCCAUGACCUCCUUCAAAAGGGAUCCGGAAGACACCGAGAUCAAUCGGAGCGCGCUUUCCGGUUGGUGGUAUUGGGCUCGCUGGUGCAUUGUGCUGUUGUUGCUGGAUGCAUUGGGCGCAGGGCUGGCGAUAAUCAAAUCAGCCCAGGAGGCUUAUGUUCUACAGCAUUCCCGCACAAGAGAAGAGGCAGAAGAGUUGGCAGCUGCUUUCCUCCCUGUGACUUUGACAGUGCUCCCCCUUGGGAUAGUGCUUCCGAUCGUCAUACUGUCCGUGUCACUCAUGCGCACGCAGAGCUACUCCAACCCUCCUGUGGGUGCCAGUGACCACAACGAGAGCGAUGUCACCAAAGUCAGUACUAGGCUGUACAGGGUCGCAGGUAUAAACGUCCUGUAUGACCUCUUCUUCGACAAGCCUCCAGCGGUGAACCAAAUCGCUGAGAUGCUCUACAUCUUUGGGGUGCUCAAUGCUUUCUUGCUUUCCAUCCUUCUACCUCUCUUGAUUAAGUUUGGAGAGCCAGAUGACGUGGAUUUGGCAAGGAGUCGCAACUGGGUCGGAAACUAUGACAGCCACCGGAACUACAGCUCUCUGGGCCUCGCCUGUACCAUGUCUGCUGUGUGGCAGAUCCUACUGACGUAUGUCAGCACCCAAGCUUCAUCCCGCCUCGAGGGUGCGGAGGUGAAGAAAUGGUGGUCCCUCGUGAGAUGGCUGGUUAUCAGCAUUGGUGUGUUUUCAUGGUUGGGCCUGGUUCUGCUGGUCUUGGCCAGCCUGCAGUGCUACAUCAUGCAGCACGCGGCCGCCGCGCAGGAAGCGGCGCAGCUGCAGUCGCAAGCGACGAUGUUCUGCCUGAUGCUCUUUGGCCCUGCGGCUUUCUUGCCGCUCCUGCUUCUUUCCUUAGGGGUUCGGAGUCGGCAAAGGGAGCAUGACAAUGCAGAGCAGCCACGGGCAUCGAAGAAUCGUCAGAGGAAGGGUGAGGAAGACGACCUCUGUGAUGCUAUGUCGGACCUGAACAAGUGCUCGAAUGAUCUUGGUGUGGAGACGUUCUCAACCCAUGAUGCUGCUGAGACGAUGGUGUCUUCCUUCUUCGCGGCGCCCGGCCUAGAGACUCAGAUGAGCCUGUAUGAGCGGGACGUGAAUGAGCCGAUGUGCCGGGUGAUAUUUAAAGAGCCAGGUGUGGACCUGCCAAGCCACGAGGUCCUUGCAAAACCCUGGAUGGGUGUGCAAGGAGUGGCCGUCGCUGUGUCUACGCAGGCGCCGAUUUCUGAGAUGCAGCUGCAGAUGUAUGCGGAGAACAUCUGUGAACCCAUGUCCUUGGAGAAUUUCUAG
Molecule: messenger RNA, 3444 nt
Organism: Symbiodinium natans
Lineage: Eukaryota; Dinophyceae; Suessiales; Symbiodiniaceae
Source: the annotation of a GenBank genome assembly